This is a messenger RNA of Effrenium voratum, 945 nucleotides long. The record is from the annotation of a GenBank genome assembly. NCBI's taxonomy places the organism in Eukaryota, Dinophyceae, Suessiales, Symbiodiniaceae.
AUGGGCUUCUUCCCUUUGUGGAGCUUGGUGGCUGUGGAGCGCCAUGCUUCAGAGGAUCUGGAAGCCUACCUGAAGCGGAUCCGGACCAGGGAGGAGCUUUCUCAGGUGCUUGGGGCGGUGCUGGAGUUGUUGCGCUGCUUGCUGCAGCACGGUGUCCGGCACAACGACUUGUGGGCCAGCAACAUCCUGGUGGUUCGGAAGGCCCUCGACACCUCAGAGCUUCCGCUUCGCCUGCUGGCCAUCGACUUCGAGGCCGCCGAGCUCCUCGAGGAAGGUUUCUACGACUUCUGGGAGGAGUCCCAAAGUCUGGGCGGCACCGACUCCGCGCUGUCGCGCGCCAGAGACUUUCUGCACCAAAGAGGCGUGCACCCGCAGGAGUUGCCGCCGAUGGCCCCCAGCUUCCACGCCUUCGUGGGCGACGGCUAUAGCAACGCCUUUGAGAUGUGGACGGACCGGGAGAUGUUGGCCAAGGUCUUAGAUCACCACCUAGGCGCCGGGGCGCUGGCGGAGCUGGCGAGGCCUUUCCGGCCCUUCCUGGAGGCGUUGGGGUCGCCGGGCACGGAGUAUCCGAGCUGCGAAGACGACGGGACGUGUGGCCAGGAAGGGUGGCAACUGGACGACCUUUGGCAGCUGCUCAACGUGUGAAGCUUCGAUGCCAUCGAUGGAUCAGGAGCCUUGUAACAACUCCCAGCGAGGCUGGCGGGACAUCCAAGAAAGCCAAGGCCCCGAUGGCGCCGCGCUGCACAUGGCAGGGAGGUGAGGUGCAUCCUGGUCUCAGACUCGCCGAAGCGACGCCGCACAUAUCCACCAACCUUUGUUCGGGCAAAACGACUCUCAGCUUCCGACUGCACGAGGUCCUCGCGGAGAACCACAGACGCGCAUUUGCUUUGAAGGGGGCAAAAUGCCCACGAGAGUUCCUACGGAUCUCUGCAAGCUAAGUCCGGC